ACUGCUGUCCAAAAGGAACAAACAACCUAGGACCGUCCUUUAAACUUCUAGUACCCACAUUUGAGCUCAAAAAUGGCAUUGUACCGCCGUCUUUCUCGAACUUCCCGUGUCUUCCAAUGGCACCCUCGCCCCUCUGUCGCUGCCCUCUACUCUUCCCGCGAUCAAACAAACCCUAGCCCAACUGAUCCUCAUUCUCUGUUAAUUAACCCCUUUCAAUCUUCUUCUUCUGAUCAUUAUAUACCCAACUCCAAUUUGAAGAAAUCGUUGACAUAUUAUUACUCUCCACAUUCUUCAAGAAUUGAACUUUUAGGGUACCGUCAAGUUCUUCACUUUUCAACCUUUGCUAAUUCAGAAGAAGAGAAGAAGAAUGAGCAACAAAAGCAUUCUUGGAUUGAUACGUAUUUGCCCCAAAGAAUUAGACCCUAUGCUCAUCUUGCCCGACUUGAUAAGCCUAUUGGCACUUGGUUACUCGCUUGGCCCUGCAUGUGGUCGAUUGCUUUGGCUGCUACGCCAGGGAGCCUUCCUGAUGUGAAAAUGAUGACACUAUUUGGUUGCGGGGCUUUGCUUUUGCGAGGUGCUGGUUGUACAGUUAACGAUCUUCUUGAUCGAGAUAUUGACACUAAGGUGGAAAGAACAAGGUCGAGGCCAGUCGCGAGUGGUGUAUUGACACCCUUUCAAGGGCUCUGUUUCCUUGGCUUCCAGUUGCUACUAGGUCUUGGGAUUCUCUUGCAAUUAAACAAUUUUAGCCGCAUUUUGGGUGCUUCAUCCCUGUUGCUGGUCUUCUCAUACCCCCUCAUGAAGAGGUUUACUUUUUGGCCUCAAGCCUAUCUUGGUCUAACUUUCAACUGGGGAGCUUUGUUAGGUUGGGCUGCUAUUAAAGGAAGUAUUGAUCCUGCAGUAGUGCUUCCACUGUACGCCUCUGGGGUGUUUUGGACGCUCGUGUAUGACACAAUAUAUGCACAUCAGGAUAAAGAAGACGAUCUCAAAGUGGGUGUCAAGUCUACAGCCUUGAGAUUUGGGGAUUCCACAAAAGAAUGGAUCAGUGGUUUUGGAUUAGCAUGCAUCAGCAGUCUUGCUCUUUCCGGAAUUAAUGCCGAUAUUGGAUGGCCAUACUAUGCAUUUCUGACAGCUGCUUCUGGCCAGUUGGCUUGGCAAAUUUGGACCGUUGACCUAUCAUCUCGUGCAGAUUGCAACAGAAAAUUUGUGUCCAACAAAUGGUUUGGUGCUUUUGUCUUUGGUGGGGUUCUAUUUGGAAGACUAUUGUGACUAUAGUAGAUAAAGAACAAGGCUUAUUGUACGACUGGAGAUAGGCCUAAAACUCUAGUUCAAGUAUUCUUUGACCAGGUUGUGUCGUGGGAGCUCAAUUUUGGAGCUUGCAACGAAUCUCCAGCUGAGUCGUCCGAAGCUGCAUUUGGGUUUACAAGAAACAUCUGCAGGAUUUGUCACUGAUUCUUUUGCAGAUUUUUGUUUGGAGAUAUGGCAAAAAGGUUUCCCCCUAGCUCUCUUUGGAAGUUCAAAGCUGUAUCACCUAGGUCAGUUAACCAGAGAAAUCUCCAAAUACAGUAACGUCAACUUGUAUUUGUUGGCCAAUGUUGUUGUAGCCUGUAAGUUCCAUUUUCAGUCAGGGUAUUUGAUUGCGUAAAUGUUACAUUAAACACGUGUAGACUUUCUUUUUAAUGUAUUCACUAAAUAGUUUUGGCUGCUUAGACAUGCUUACUCUAUACAUAUAUGUAUAUGUGCAUCCAAAUGUUAUAGCCUGUAAUGGAUGAUAGAUAUAUCCUCUCA
Messenger RNA from Nicotiana tabacum (common tobacco), 1785 nucleotides. RefSeq names its product 4-hydroxybenzoate geranyltransferase 2. Gene Ontology annotation, biological process: ubiquinone biosynthetic process. Gene Ontology annotation, cellular component: mitochondrial inner membrane. Lineage: Eukaryota; Viridiplantae; Streptophyta; Magnoliopsida; Solanales; Solanaceae. Gene Ontology annotation, molecular function: 4-hydroxybenzoate polyprenyltransferase activity. The record is from RefSeq and is a predicted model, not a curated record.